Molecule: messenger RNA, 657 nt
Organism: Penicillium antarcticum
Lineage: Eukaryota; Fungi; Ascomycota; Eurotiomycetes; Eurotiales; Aspergillaceae
Exons: 2
Coding region: 1-657 (218 amino acids)
Source: RefSeq, a predicted model, not a curated record
AUGUCCGACUUUGAGCAAGAUUAUGCCUAUGAGGCCUCUUUGGCGCUCAAUAACCCGAACGAUCUGUGGGAGCCUCGUGAUCCCUUUUUUUACUUCAGCACCAAUGAGAAUGCGUUUCACCCACAAGCAAACACUGACUCAUACAACGACUUCAGUGCUUUUGCUCAGCAGCAGGAUGUGGUCAUGGGAAACAUUAACUCUGAGACUGAGGCGUACCCGGAACGCUCAAGUGUCCCGUCAACAGAAUUUUACCGUGAUAGAUGUGACUACAGAGCACAUGAUGUUAGUCAGCCCGAUGAAGUACGAUCCUCGUCUGCCACUAGUACGUACGAUACCAAGGAGACCAAGGCCGACUCUGACACGCUUGAAGAACUACCUAUCACGGUAAAGCAAGUUAAUAGUGUGCUGAGCCAGUGUAGUGCUCUUUCAGAGGCGCUUGGUAACAAACUCGAAGGCAUCAGCAGCCGUUUUGAUCAUGCAGAGCACCGUCUGGAAAAUAUGGAGCACCGCAUGAAUGAUUUGUCCCAAGGAAUGGAAAGCUUGGAAUCGAAGUUCAAUACGCUUAGUGGGUAUCUGCUCGAAGUUAUCAAGAGGGAGCAGAUGGUGAUGCAGGAAAUUGGUGACAUGGCAAGUCGUUACCAUGAGCGGGACAUAUAA